AUGCCUCGCCUGAAGAAGCACAACCGUUCCAUCGCGGCCAAGAAGAGCAUGGAGGAACGCCUGGCAGCAGUGGUGGCAUCUGCGCCUCUGGUCUCCACCACUUGCUUCCCACCACCAACACGUGGUCCCUCAUGUCGUGGUACUGGUCGUCGCCACCGUGUGAGCACCUGGCCAGUUUCACCCCUGACUGGCAGGAGUCACAAGAUGAUCAUCCCAGCCGAGUCACCUGACAAGAAGUUUGUUCUUUUUGUCGGUGAUUCCCACCUGCGCGCCAUUGUUGAUGGCCAUGUGAAGAUUUCGCACAAGCAGCUUUCUUUUGGUCUCAUGUCAACGCCAGGCGCUGACGCCAAGGACCUGAGGACUGAGAUGGUGAGUGCAGUCCUUCCCAGGACACCUGACCUUGUUUGUGUUCUUGCGCCCAGCAACAACUUGACUAAGGGGACAUUGGAUCAGGCUGCAGUGGACUUUGAGGAGCUUCUCACCAGUGCCUUGUCUCGGUGGCCGAAGUUGUUUGUCCUGGACUUCCCUCCGCGCCGGAACGUGGAUCAGGACUUGCAGGAACUUUUUCGCCAGGAGUUUCACCGUGUGGCUGCACGCAAGGGUGUGAGGUACUACUCUAUUGCAGAGUUCUUUCCUCUGAGCCAGCGUGACCUGUGGAGUUGGGAUGGGGUGCACCUGAGUGAUGGAUCUGGGAUGAGGACGCUGGUUACAUUGCUAUGCGACAAAUCCAGUCUGGAGCUAGCGAUGGCUGUUGCACAGGAGGAGUUGCGUAGCAUGUUGCCAGCUGUUCCUGCUCCUGCUCCUCGUCUGGCUCCGAGGUUGGUUGUGGUUGGAGAGGCCCGCUCUCCACGUCCGUUGCACAACCCAUUGGAUUGGAAGGUGGUUGAACCACGCAGGACG
Molecule: messenger RNA, 900 nt
Organism: Solea senegalensis (Senegalese sole)
Lineage: Eukaryota; Metazoa; Chordata; Actinopteri; Pleuronectiformes; Soleidae
Exons: 6
Source: RefSeq, a predicted model, not a curated record